Fundulus heteroclitus (mummichog) is the source of this 1593-nucleotide messenger RNA. RefSeq names its product zinc finger DHHC-type palmitoyltransferase 4 (gene zdhhc4). Bases 250 to 1296 code for a protein of 348 amino acids. Gene Ontology annotation, molecular function: protein-cysteine S-palmitoyltransferase activity. Gene Ontology annotation, cellular component: Golgi apparatus; endoplasmic reticulum. The transcript has 7 exons. Gene Ontology annotation, biological process: protein targeting to membrane; peptidyl-L-cysteine S-palmitoylation. NCBI's taxonomy places the organism in Eukaryota, Metazoa, Chordata, Actinopteri, Cyprinodontiformes, Fundulidae. The record is from RefSeq and is a predicted model, not a curated record.
GGCUAAGGAAGUAGCAUCAUUCACGGAGUCUGUAGGUGGGCAUGGACUGCAGGUAAGAGUUGGCCAUGUAAUGUUGGCCAGGAAGAGGAGCUAAGGAGCGGCUGAGGCCAGCAACACCUGUGGGAGGGGCAGCAACACCUGUGGGGGGAGAACCUGGCAUACCUGGUGGAGGCUGUGAGGCUGCGCCAGCAGUGACGCCGCUCCGUGUCAGGACAGGUGUGACACCUGUUGGCUGCUGCCAGGUGAAACAUGGAUUUCCUCACCUUGUUUGGGAUCUACGUCGCCGUGGUGCUCACCUGUAUAUUCCUGGUGUGCAAAUACUCAGGCCAGCAACACAACCCCUUCACCACGCUGCUCAGUUACGUUACAAAGGUAGUCGCACCUGUGACUCCUCAGUGGCUCCAGAGGUUUUCACGCUGGAUCUUCCACAGACUGUUCCAUCAAAGGAGCAACUUUUUUAUAUACCUGCACCUGUUCCUGGAAGGCGCCGUGUAUGCAGAGUUCACCUACGAGGUGUUUGGCUUCUGCCGGGAGAUGGACACCUCUUUGACCAGCUUGUCAGUGCCUUAUGUCCUGCUGGUCAUCAAGACCUUCUUCUUCUACCUCUGCAUCAACACAGACCCAGGCACGGUCACGCAGAAAAAAGUCUCCAGCCUGAUCCACGUCUACCCGUAUGACAGGAGGCUGUUCCAUCCGGGGGUGUCCUGUGAAACGUGCCGCCUCGUUAAACCGGCCCGCUCCAAACACUGCAGGCUCUGUAACCGCUGCGUUCAGCGCUUUGACCACCACUGUGUCUGGGUGAACAACUGUGUCGGCGCCGGGAACACCCGCUACUUCCUGCUGUACCUGCUCAGCGUGUGCGCCAUGGCCCUGGACGUGGCCCUUCUGACGGGGGACAUGCUGCUCCACGCCGUGCUGCGUUCAGGGCUCCUCAGAGCCAGCUACAUGGACGCGUACGGCCAGCAGCAGCCCACUGGACCUCUCUUUGUUGUUCAGCACCUGUUCAUGACCUUCCCUCGCAUCGUCUUCAUGCUGGGCUUCGUCAUCUUCGUCUUCUUCCUCCUCGCCGGUUACACCUUGUUUCAUUCCUUCCUGGCUGUUGUCAACCAAACGUCCAACGAGUGGUACAAAAGCCGGGGCUUUGUUUGUCGCCACUGCCACCCGGCGCCCGGAGCCGACGAUCUUUGUGGGCCGGUCCCGGAUCACUCCAAGAGGUUCUACUACAGCCGAGGGCUGCUGGGGAACCUGCGGGAGAUCUUCUUCCCUCCACAAGCGCCCCAGAAAAAGGCCAACUGAAGCUGCUCCAGCACUGCUACAGCGGAGAAAGUAAACUGCUUUACCUUUUAUGGACUAAUUAUGUUAAGUUUACCAAACUGUAUCUUUAUUACUGACCGGCAGCUCAAACCUGGUGCUUCUGACAGUCAAAGAACCAAAAUAAACUUUAUACUUGUUCUGCUGAGGUUAAUUGGUUUUUGUCUAGAUUAAUGUUAAUUGGCCUCUCCAACUUUUCUAGUUUUCAUUAGCUUUCAGUCAAAAACAAAGAAAAUUGGUUUUUGGAUUUAUUUUUUUAAGCAAUAAAACCUAAAAAGUGCA